Messenger RNA from Mirounga angustirostris (Northern elephant seal), 4826 nucleotides. It is a transcript of the gene PTGIS, whose product is annotated as prostaglandin I2 synthase. Gene Ontology annotation, molecular function: iron ion binding; heme binding; monooxygenase activity. The transcript has 10 exons. NCBI's taxonomy places the organism in Eukaryota, Metazoa, Chordata, Mammalia, Carnivora, Phocidae. Bases 111 to 1610 code for a protein of 499 amino acids. Gene Ontology annotation, biological process: prostaglandin biosynthetic process. The record is from RefSeq and is a predicted model, not a curated record.
GCCCCCCCCCACAGCGGCCGGCCUGCGGGGAGGGAGGGCCGCCGGGCCGAGAGGCACCUGGGCGCCCCGGAGCCAGCCGCCGCCGCAGCGUCGCCCGCGCGCCCCCGGCCAUGUCCUGGGCCCUGCUGCUCGGGCUGCUGGGCGCGCUGCUGGUGCUGCUGCUGCUGAGCCGUCGGCGCACGCGGCGACCUGGCGAGCCUCCCCUGGACUUGGGCAGUAUCCCCUGGUUGGGCCAUGCCUUGGAGUUUGGAAAAGAUGCGGCCAGCUUCCUCACUAGGAUGAAGAAGAAGCAUGGUGAUAUCUUUACUGUGCUGGUGGGCGGCAGGUAUGUCACCGUGCUCCUGGACCCGCACUCCUAUGACGCGGUGGUGUGGGAGCCUCGCACCAAGCUGGACUUCCACGCCUAUGCUGUCUUCCUCAUGGAGAGGAUUUUUGAUGUGCAGCUCCCACAUUACAGCCCCAGUGAUGAAAAGGCCAAGAUGAAACUGACCCUCCACAGGGACCUCCAGGCACUCACGGACGCCAUGUAUACCAACCUCCGCACCGUCCUGCUGGGCGACACCACAGAAGAGGCCGGUGGCUGGCGUGAGAUGGGUCUCCUCGAUUUCUCCUACAGCUGCCUGCUCAGAGCUGGCUACCUGACUUUGUAUGGAGUCGAAGCUCUGCCACGUACCCAGGAGAGCCAGGCCCAGGACCGCGCCCACUCAGCUGAUGUCUUCCACACCUUCCGCCAGCUCGACCUGCUGCUCCCCAAACUGGCACGUGGCUCCCUGUCAGUGGGGGAUAAGGACCGCGCGUGCCAAGCCAAAGGUCGCCUGUGGAAGCUGCUGUCCCCGGCCCGGCUGGCUACCCGGGCCCACCGGAGCCGCUGGCUGGAGAGUUACCUGCUGCACCUGGAGGAGACAGGCACGGCGGAGGCCAUGCAGGCCCGGGCCAUGGUGUUGCAGCUCUGGGCCACACAGGGGAAUAUGGGUCCUGCUGCCUUCUGGCUUCUGCUCUUCCUCCUCAAGAAUCCCGAGGCCCUGGCGGCUGUCCGUGGAGAGCUCGAGCAGCUCCUCUCCAGAGCGGAGCAGCCCAUUUCGCAGAUGACCACCAUCCCCCAGAAGGUUUUGGACAGCAUGCCUGUGCUCGAUAGCGUGCUGAGUGAGAGCCUCAGGCUCACCGCUGCGCCCUUCAUUACCCGGGAGGUUGUGGUGGACCUGGCCCUGCCCAUGGCAGACGGGCGGGAAUUCAGCCUGAGACGUGGAGACCGCCUCCUCCUCUUUCCCUUCCUGAGUCCCCAGAAAGACCCGGAAAUCUACACAGACCCAGAGGUAUUUAAAUAUAACCGAUUCCUGAACUCUGAUGGGUCAGAGAAGAAAGACUUUUACAAGGACGGGAAACGACUGAAAAGUUGCAGCCUGCCAUGGGGAGCUGGACACAACCAGUGCAUGGGGAAGGCUUACGCCGUUAAUGGCAUCAAACAAUUCGUGUUCCUUGUGCUGGGGCACUUUGACCUGGAGCUGAUCAACCCAGACGUGGAGAUCCCCGAGUUUGACCUCAGCAGGUACGGCUUCGGGCUGAUGCAGCCGGAACACGACGUGCCCGUCCGUUACCGUGUCCGGCCAUGAGCUCCGGGAGCAGAUGGGGCUCCGCACACGUGCCUCCACCCACCCUGCCCCCCAUCACCCAACUUCCUGUGUCUGUUUGUCCUGGGUGCAGGAGCUUUGACCGCCCAACGGGGCCAGCAUGACUACUUUGCUGAUUUUUUUUUUCCUAGAAGGCUGUGUCUGGGGAGGGGACCGAAGGCAAGCUGACAGGAGGGGGAUGGAAAAGGACACAAAGCUCUGUGAAUUGUCUGCGACUAUGGUUGAGUUCCAAAAUGAGUCUCUGCUCCUAGCUCACCUUGCUCUCCCCGCUCCCCCCACCCCCAUGAUAUCCACAAAAGCUGGGGCAGGCAGGGCAGAAGCAGGAGUCCUUAAAGCUCUGCUGUGCCCCACCUCCCCGAGGGGCCAAGUCCUUGCCAGUGCUGUGGUCCAGGCCUUAGCCAGUCAAACCAGAUGCUGGCCAUAAAAGAGCCAAUCAGGACCACGCAGUGUAUCUAUUAAAAUCAGCUGUGUCCCCAAAUUAUUAAACUAGCCAACACCAAAGGAGUCCCUUAGAAUCUCUCCUCCCUAGGUGCCAUAUUCACUAGACACUUCCCUCAUCUCUCCAUUCACACUGAUGUUUGAGAAAAUUCAGGAAGGUUUUCCCAAAGGCUGAUGCGUUCAAGGUACAGAUCAUGAGCCCCCUCCAAAGACUGGGCUCUAAGGAGUAGAGUUCUUUGUUGUAGACAUAUGGGCUCCAGAUGGGAGAGCUUUCCCAGUGUCGAGACUCAAGUAGGGAAUAAGAAAGACAGUCCAACAGGAUGGUCCCAAUGGAAGGAACCAGCCAGGGCUCCUUGGAAUGGUCAAGCCAAAAAAAGAGGUGUUGGUUUUCUACAUUCUAGCUUGGAAGCUCCAGCUGUGGUAUAUGAUCCAUUGGCCGACCUGUUUUUUUGGCCUAUGCUUAUGAAAAAAUACAUUAGUUGUUACCGUGUCAUCUGUGGGAGAGUUCAUUUAAAAUGUCCAGCUUCUCUUGAAAAUUUGGAAGCUCUGGCCACACUGGGCCCAUAUUCCCAAGGGCAACUGUUGGCCAGAGCUGAGCAGCUGCCCACUUCCUUACCCAGGGAUGUGCAUUCUGGCUCACUAGGGUUUCCACUUGGUGGAAAUUUUUCUUUCUGCUUCUCCAUUCACAGUCCCUCCUGGCCCUUGAAGGCAUUCCAGUUUGAAAGCCCUGUUCUAACUCUUAGAAGUGAUCUUGUAGGAGGUGGUAGGAACCUACUAAUUGGUCCUUGGACCAGUGGUGCACCCUAUCCUGGAUGCACCAUCCUUCGAACAAAGAUCAAGGAUGAAAACUUGCCUUUGUGUCAGCUUUAGAAAAAAACAGGUCAAAGAGAAAAACUGCGGAAACCUUUAUUCUGUUAAGUACUAUUACUAACAUUAGUCCCUGUUUAUUGAGGACCCUCUAAAUGCCUGUGACGGGCACAGUGGAUCCAGUAUUUCUGCUUCUCACAGCAUCUGUGAAGAGAGGACGGUUAUGCCUUCUUUAGAGAUGAGGAAAUGGGCUCAGAGAGGUGACGUGACUUGGUAGGAUCUGGCAGAAUUAUUAUCCCAGUAGCACAUGGUAGAUGGGCAGCUCUGCGUUCCUUGGGCUCAAGGGAGGGGCGGGGGGUGGAGGGCCAGUUCUGUUUCACGUUGGAGAGCUGACAAAGCCAGAGGCACCCAUGGCUGGCUGCGUCUCACGAGACGCAGACAUGCAUAUGCACGCAUAGCUCGGUCCCUGUAGCUUUAGCUGGAGGGAGGAGAGGACCUGAGAUCUCUGAACAUUCCAGGGGCCAGUCUCUGCUCAGAGCAGCACCAGGGCUUGGGGGCUUCCCUGGCCCCCAGCCUCCAGGCACCCCCAGGAUUCCCAGACAGACACUGUGAUUGGCAGGAGGCAGGGUAUCCCCAGGGAAACCCAUCUUCACGCCUGGGUGACCCCCGCUGCCGCCUGCUUCUUAACUCUGCGGGAAAUCAGGGUUGGCAGCCUUCUGUGGGAGGAUGGAGCCUGUUUCCAUGGCAACCGUAGCUGCCUCCUCCUGCCUUGGAAGGGAAGGAAGAAGGCUGGCAGAAAUAGAUGCAGGAAGAUCUCGUCGAGCAGGGCUGUACCCCGGUGUGUGGGGGGAAAAGCCCUUAUGACUUUGCCCCCCUCCAAAUCAGGGCUGCCCUGUCACUGGGACUAGGUUCUCACCCAUGUUCCCUAAAAGGCCAAUUCCUCUAAAAGGUGGCGCCUCCAUGGAACCACAGACAUUAGGAAGAGAUGGUUCUCCCACCAGGCAGCCCCAGCUGGUACCAGAGAUCUUGAAGAAGAGCUUGGGGGGACAAUGCCUUAAACCCUCCCUUGUUUUAAUCUUUCUUUUUUCCUUUCCCCCACCCACCCUUUUCUUCUUAAAAAAAAAAAAAUCAAUAUAAGGUAUAGAGUAAAGAGGGAAAGAUGAGUGUGUUAGCUCCUUGCUGCAGGUUAGUUAAGAAGGUACCGGAUAUCGUUGUAUUUCUUCAUACUUUGCUUUAGAACCACAAAAUUGCAGGACACAUGUCAGAAAUGCUCUUAGGUCGACCUAAUGAAGUGUUUCCUCUCUGUCAGCAUUAUUGUUAUUUUGUUUGUGCUCUAUUUUGUAUUGUUGUUUACCAGGUAUUUUCUUUUAAAACAGACUCAUUCUUUAAACUUUAAAUUUGCUUAAAAGGGGAACUUUAUUCCACUGCUGCCAUUAAGGGACAACAUGUAUCACUCGCUGCCAAAAAUAGAAAGUGGCUGUGAAAAAUACAUUUGCUGGGGGAGGGCCUCCGGGCCCCUGUCGCCAAGGCUCAGAGCCUGAGCUCUGUCUCGGCUCUGUUACAAAAUGAGACAAGCAAGCAAUGCAGGGGCGGUUAGAGCCAGGGCAGCACCACCUUGAGACUUUCGAGACUUUCUCCUUGACCGUCUGGGGCAGGAGGAGGAGUAAGCUGCUCAGCGCAAGUCGGAGCUCCUGCCUGGCCGGCCCCGCCCACAGUGAGCUGGGGACGGCCCACCUGCCCAUCCUCCGGAUUAGAGAAACAGGCUCUAGGAGUUGAAGUGUCUUGCUAAAGUCCUUGAUCUUGGUGUGUGUGUAUGUGUGUGUUAGUAAACACAGUGUUUGGGGAGUAGCAAUGAUUAUUAUGCCUUGCUGUUUUAAUAAAGAAUUCUAUUUUCAUAUAAUCUUGUUGAGCGGAAAUGUGCUGAAAUGUAUUAAACCAUCCUUGUUUAUGGAA